AUGGCGGCGCCGAAAGUUGUUCAGACGGCCGUGACGGACGAAGAGCACUUCAAGUCUCUCGUCUACGCGCCAGAGGAACCCCGACUGUUCGUAGUGGACGUUUUCACAGCCCCCUGGGGCCCGUGCAAAAUCAUGCUUCCUGCGUUUGCCAGCCUAGCGCCGUUGAUUGACGACUUCGAGGAGCGAUGCCAACUUCUCACAGCUGAUGCGGCACUGGUUCCCGAGCUAAACAAACAUAGUGCAACGUCCCGCCCUAAGUUUCUGUUCUACAAAGACGGCGCUCUCGUGAAAGAGAUUACUGGAGCCGACGCGCCUGCGGUCACGAAAGCCAUAUUCUCUCUGGUUCCAGAUGCUCCGAGACCCUCAUGA
This is a messenger RNA of Besnoitia besnoiti, 369 nucleotides long. RefSeq lists its product as uncharacterized. The transcript has a single exon. The coding region runs from base 1 to 369 and encodes 122 amino acids. The record is from RefSeq and is a predicted model, not a curated record. NCBI's taxonomy places the organism in Eukaryota, Apicomplexa, Conoidasida, Eucoccidiorida, Sarcocystidae.